Molecule: messenger RNA, 1470 nt
Organism: Kuraishia capsulata CBS 1993
Lineage: Eukaryota; Fungi; Ascomycota; Pichiomycetes; Pichiales; Pichiaceae
Exons: 1
Coding region: 1-1470 (489 amino acids)
Source: RefSeq, a predicted model, not a curated record
AUGUCGGCAGCGUCUUCCGUACCAGAGUUCUCUGGCUCUAACAAGGAGAAUGACUUCAAAUUAAAGGAAGAGGCGCUUCAUGACGUUGAGUCACACUCUAGUUUCGAUGAAACAAAAUGGUACAACAAAGGAUUACGAAUUUUUGGAUAUCAAUGCAAACCAUAUUCUCAAGGUGAGAUUCAAAUCUUGAUGGUUUCAUUUGUGUGUUUUAUGACCAUAGGGAUGUACAGCGCUGUCACUGCCCUAGGUGCAGGUGGUACUUUAGAUGCGACUGUUGUUAACAACUCGAAUGUGGCUCUUUACUCUACCUUUGCAACAGUGGGAUUUUUCUCGGGUACAAUUUGCAAUAAGGUUGGUAUAAGACCACUCUUGAGUUCCGGUGGUUGGGGCUAUGCAUUGUACGUCAGUUCAUUAUUGUGUUUCAACCAUACUGGAAACGGUUCAUUUGUCAUUGCUGCUGGCGCAAUCUUGGGAGUUUGUGCUUCUUUCCUAUGGACUGCACAAGGUACGAUCAUGCUCUCAUAUGCCGAAGAAGGUAAUAAGGGUAAAAGUAUUGGUAGAUUUUGGGCAAUUUUCAAAUUGGGUAAGGUUAUCGGUUGUUUCAUCCCUUUGGUUCAAACGGUCAACUCCACUGGUAACCAGUUGGGUGAUGGGUCUUAUGCCGGAUUCAUCGUUUUGAUUGUUAUUGGUGCUAUUAUGGCAGCUGCACUUUUGCCAAUCAGAUUGGUAAGAAAAGCUGACAACUCAAGAGUCGUCAUGAAGCCAAAUCCAACCUGGAAGUCCGAAUUGAAAGGUUUGUGGGUAGUCCUCAAACUUGAGCCAUGGAUCAUUCUUCUUUUCCCAAUGUUUUGGUCCUCCUACUGGUUUGGAACGUAUGAGAGUAAUGACUAUAAUCUGGUCAACUUCAACAUCAGAACCAGAUCUUUGAAUGGUCUUUUGUUCGCCACCUGUGAAGGACUAGGUGCUCUUGGAGCAGGCGCUUUUCUUGAUCUGAGAUUUUGCUCUCGUAAGCAAAUGGCUAGAAUUGGCCUUCUUGUCGUAUUUGUUCUGACCAUGGUAAUUUGGGGUGGUGGUCUCAAAGUACAACUUGGAUACACAAGAGAAACUGUCAAACAAUCCGAUUGGGUACGUAUAGAUUGGUCAGACAGAAAGUACGGUGGCUAUGUUGUGUUAUACAUGCUGUAUGGUGCUUGGGAUUCGGUAUUUCAAACCUACUGUUACUGGUUGAUGGGUGCCUUGACAAAUUCUCCUAGAAAGUUGGCGAUCUACGUCGGAUUCUAUAAAGGAAUCCAGAGUGCGGGAUCAGCUGUUGUUUGGCGUCUGGAUGCUCUGAAAGUGCCAUAUAUGUCAAUGUUUGCGUCCACGUGGGCUCUCGUGGCCGGAUCAUUGAUUGUUGCCAUCCCAGUCGUUCUUUCCAAAGUUAAGGAGGAGACAGACGAAGAAGAUGAUAAUCGCUUUCUCGAUCUCUGA